AUGAACGUCCCAGCACUUCCAUUAGAUGAUUCCUCUUACCAUAACUGGUGCAGCAGUCCGAGAGAAAUGACAAAUCCCCUCCGCGGUAAACGUUUAGCCACUGAAGGGUCCUCCUCCGCAGCUCAGCUCGAUGAGCAAGAGGGGGUUCACUUUUUCAUCUAA
Molecule: messenger RNA, 162 nt
Organism: Plasmopara halstedii
Lineage: Eukaryota; Oomycota; Peronosporomycetes; Peronosporales; Peronosporaceae
Exons: 2
Coding region: 1-162 (53 amino acids)
Source: RefSeq, a predicted model, not a curated record